Messenger RNA from Scophthalmus maximus (turbot), 3590 nucleotides. RefSeq names its product ER lipid raft associated 1 (gene erlin1). Gene Ontology annotation, molecular function: cholesterol binding; ubiquitin protein ligase binding. The transcript has 12 exons. NCBI's taxonomy places the organism in Eukaryota, Metazoa, Chordata, Actinopteri, Pleuronectiformes, Scophthalmidae. The record is from RefSeq and is a predicted model, not a curated record. Gene Ontology annotation, biological process: SREBP signaling pathway. Gene Ontology annotation, cellular component: endoplasmic reticulum membrane; endoplasmic reticulum. Bases 152 to 1150 code for a protein of 332 amino acids.
GGGAGGUGAGUGACACCACCAACACCAACACAGAGGGAGGCAGCUCGACAGUGUGGUGAUUUUUUUUAUUCAUCAUAAACCUGCCAUUUAUUCUUACGGUCGCACGUUGACUAUCAUAUUUCAGCGCAGCGCGAGGUGAGCGCUUGUGAGGAUGACGAUGCCGCAUGUAGGGGCAGUAUUCGCAGCAAUAGCAGGAGUGACGGCCAUCCUGUUGCACUCCUCCAUUCACAAGAUAGAGGAAGGACACCUUGCAGUGUACUACAGGGGUGGGGCGCUGCUGACUUCUCCCAAUGGUCCUGGAUAUCACAUUAUGCUGCCUUUCAUUACCACCUUCAGAUCAGUGCAGACUACUCUCCAAACGGAUGAGAUCAAGAAUGUGCCUUGUGGAACCAGCGGAGGGGUGAUGAUCUAUUUCGACAGAAUAGAAGUUGUCAACAUGCUGGUCCCUUUAGCAGUGGUGGAAAUUGUGAGGAACUACACCGCUGAUUAUGACAAAACUCUCAUUUUCAACAAGAUCCACCAUGAGCUCAACCAGUUCUGCAGUGUGCACACGCUACAGGAGGUCUACAUCGAGCUGUUUGACAUUAUAGAUGAGAACCUGAAGACUGCGUUGCAGAAAGAUCUUAACUGUAUGGCACCAGGACUUACAAUACAGGCAGUCCGUGUUACCAAGCCAAAGAUCCCAGAGUCUAUCCGGAGGAACUUUGAACUCAUGGAAGCAGAAAAGACUCGUCUGCUAAUAACAGCUCAGACUCAGAAAGUGGUGGAAAAGGAAGCAGAGACUGAAAGGAAGAAGGCCAUUAUUGAGGCUCAAAAAAUGGCUCAGGUCGCCCAGAUCCAUUUCCAGCAGAAGGUGAUGGAGAAAGAGACGGAGAAGAAGAUCUCUGAAAUCGAAGAUUCUGCUUACCUGGCCAGGGAGCGGGCAAAGGCUGAUGCCGAGUUUUACACCGCUGCUAAGUCUGCUGAAGCAAACAAGGUGAAGUUAACAACAGAGUACCUGGAGCUGAUGAAGUACCAGGCCAUAGCUGCUAACAGUAAGAUCUACUUUGGCCAGGACAUCCCAAACAUGUUUGUGGAGGGAACCAACAGUCCACCUAAGCUGCCCAACGCUGAACCAGACUGGUUUAAAGGGAAACCAGAAGGCCAGUGACUCCACAGCCGCACCUCUGCACAGGACCGGGGAACCUGAUGAAGACUUGUUCUGCCUGUGGGGUGGCGAGCACUGAUCUGAAGGUGAUACGUGGGAUGGCUUUGCAGCUAGUUUGGUGAACAACAAACUUCAGUCUUAAAUCUAAAUGGUGAGGAGAGGGGGUGGGUGGGGGGAGGGGGGUGCAAUUGGAAAGACGAGCAGAAGUGAGAGGUAGAAAGGGCAAGAUAAAAGCGAAAGUACCUCUUCACCUCCUCCACUCUUUGGGGAAAAGACAAGUUUCAGGAAUGAGAAUGAUGCCAUAGUUAAAAAAAAAAGUCGAAAGCAUAAUUAAUGCUUAUGCCUGGGAAGGCGACGGCAAGUCGCCCUAAGCUACGUGUGCUUGCAAUCAUUGCAGUGCUGAGCUUUGCUUUUUGAUCUGCAUUAAUUUAGUUCGUUUGUUUGUUUGUUUGUAUGCAAGAGGAGCAAUUUGUUACUAAAAACGAAAUUGAAUUCUAAUUUUUUUUUUUUUUUUAAGAAUUAAUUUCCGCUUUAGCUGAACUGGAAUCUGACAGGACACUAAUUAAAAGCAUGAAGGUUUGUGUAAAGUGUGUGCAGGUCGUCUCUGACACGAGUUGGCUCUUCUCUCUCAACACGGGUCAGUUGUUUUAAUCACACAUGAUAUCCAGUGUUACCGGAGGGUGAUUUAAAGGUGGUUGUGACGGUUUUGAUACAGUUGUACAAGCAUUAAAAAAAAAAAGAAGAUCUUGCAGCGUUCACUACAUGAAGCCCACCUAAAUUUCCCAUUGACUGAAAUUGUACAGAAAUGAAAACUGAUUUGUAAAAGUUAUUUUUUAAAUGAUAAUGUUCUACAACCGAGUGGCCUGACUUUGUUAAGUUUUCACCUGAGCCUGCAUAACUUAGAAAGAAGAUAAUAUUCUAUAGAUCCUCAAGUCUUUACAGUGGAAGGGCAGUCUGCAUGUGGUCAUAGGUUAGUUAAUAAACCGUCGUGUCAGAUUGGUUGUGGUGAGUGUUGUUCGAGAGUGAAGCCACUACAGAAAGACUUGAGAAGCUGCACUAAGAUGUGAUGAGGUAUUUACUGUGAAGCCAACUGAGAGAAAACAUUUUUUCUGCUGCUGAAAACUAGAUUUUCUCUGGUAAAAACUAAUUCAAGGUGAUGAAUAGUUCACAGUUAAUUCAUUUCGGUGCGCAGCAUUAGAUCGAUUGUAUUCAAGAGGGCUGUACACUGGAAGAAGUCGUGAUUUGUCUUCCUCGAAGUCUGUGAAUCGUUCUUCCCUCCAUCUGUUUUUUUACUACCGGGCUAUGCAUGCGUAUAGGCUUUAUUCAGAUGACUAGUAGUGCCUGCAUUUGUCUGCUAGCUCUCAGAUAAUUGUGACGUGGCUAAAUGUAAAUUCUCAGGAAAUUGACCUUUUUUUCAAUAAAAGAGCUUCUCGAAGCGUACACCCUUAAAUUCAGAAUCGACACUGUAAGAACAUGUCAGAGAAAGAGCUUGAAUUAUGAAGUCGCUCUGUUGUAAGAAUCAUUUGAUUUGAGGAUGACCCAAGCUUGUGAUCGGUUGUAUUGAAAAAAAAACACCCAACACUUUCGACUAAAGUCAAAACGUGUCUCUUGCAAAUAUUUAAGGUGACAUUGUCAUCGCAAGCCACCAUUUUACUGCACCAUCUAUUUACAAAAGUUGUCCGUGAGAUUGAAAUAAUACGAAGAAAGCCGCCCUUCCACCGUCAAUGUUUACAUUUGUGUUUAAGUCAAGAAUUGAUGUUCUGCAAAACUUUUCAAUCGUUACUAAACAGUAUCAUUUAAAUGAUAUUAAUGGGAAAACAUGCAACUCCUAAUAAUAAUGAUAGUGUUACACUUAGUGAGACUAUUGUCAUCUAUGGAUGAAUGUUGUUAAUGCUCGGGCUUAAACCAGAUGCAAAGUGGUGCUAGUUCUUAUCGCGUUAAAGCUUUUUGGAUUUUCUUCUGCUCGGUGUAUCAGAAACAUGGAAAGACUUAAACUAUUCAGAAUUCAAGCCUUAAAUAACAAUGGUUUACCCCAGACUGAAGGAUUCAGUAAUUAUUAUAAACCAAGAGGCUCCACUUGAAGUUGUCUGUGCACUUGGACGUACAUAUUGUACCAUGAAGCCUCAUCACAGACUCUCUCGGAGAAAGACACAGAACUAGCAGCGGACACUAUUCGUUGUUCGGAGGAUGCUGUGAUGUUAAUUGACCUGGGUUGGAAUUUAAAGGCUGCACUCUGCAUUUGUUGCUUCGGUGGUGGGUUCAAUUAAGCUGCAGUAUAAGGGUAUGAAUUUCCAUUGAAGAUUAAAUUUCUUUUUUUCUCUGUCAAUAUUUUGUACAAUCUGUGAAAUCCAAACAUUGUCUCUUUGUUUUAAAAAAGGUUUAUAUGAUGAUAAAAUGUUUUCAAGUUUUGACAAUGUUCUACAAUAAAACACCUAUUUUGGUA